AGCUGAGGGAAAGAAGCAAGCGACUGCUCGUGUGAAUGUUAUGCUUGGGUGUAGCACAUGAAGGAUGCAUCUCUGAUAGUUGUGGAAGCAGCUGAUGGAGUCGGCAAGGCAGUUGCGGGGUUUGUUUCAAAUGGUCCUGGAAAAGUGAGAUAGAGGUAGACGAUCCCAGAUGCAGAUCAGCUUGUGAAGGACACGCAGUCUGGUUCUGGACAGCGGGGAAAGAACAAUUGGCAUAAUGCACACCCAUGAAGCAAGAGGCUCAAAGGGAGAGGGGGGACCAGAGGAGGAGGCAUUGGGUGGAGGGAUUGCCGCGCCCCCCAGAGUUGAGAUACGGGUUCCCUAUGCUGAGGACCUUAAAGAAAUAUUGGACAGCGUGAGGAAAAUUGCAGAUAAUGAAGGUGUGGGCAAGGCAAUGGGGUCAGGCAAAAAGAAAGCCAUUGGUUGCAAGCAUGCACAGACUUGCGAUGCUAUUCUCUAUCUCCUCCGCGAGCUUCAUGGGUGGUUGGUGUCUGCGAAACAGAAGGGACUUAUCCGCGGAAUUAAGGCAGCGGAACACGAAGCACGAAGAGGAGGCUCGACGGAUGGCACAGCGAAGCAUAUCACAGGAAAGUGGAGCGGGUAUGAUGUCAUCUCCGGCGUCAUUGGACAUGUACGAGAAGUUAGUGGGGUGUUUGUGAAGAAGCAUACAGAGGCUCUGCUCACAGCCUGUUCUGAAUGCAUGGUUCUGCUCGGGCUAGAAACACCUCCUCUUCCUAAGGUAUCGGCUGGUGUACCAAAAUGGGUGCGAGACAAGCUGGGAACUGAGCAAGGCAUUGCAGAACUGGUGAAAGUGGCAUUGAAUCAGAAAGUGUACCCUGCAGAGUGGACGGUGAAUAAGAUGAAGGAAAAAUCGAUGGCAGCAACCGAGGAUGAAUUGGAUCUGGAGUCGGGCCGGAUUAGACUCCAAUGUCCAGUGUCUGCUCGGAGAAUGAAGGUUGCUUCCAAAUCCGUCCAUUGUGCGCACCUGGACUGUUUCGAUCUGCAAACUCAUCUGAUGCUAAAUGCACACCGAACCAUUUCAGCGAAGACGUGGAAGUGCCCUCACUGCAAACAGAGUGCCUCAUGGAACGAGCUUAUUGUGGACGCUUAUGUGCAGGGCAUCUUACGGGAAGCUGAGCGUGCAGUAGAGGUGCAGAUCUUUACGGAUGCGACCUGGCAGCCUGUGGAAGAAUCACGUCCAGAAUACUGUGGUGAGUGGGAAGAAUGCAGCAGCAGCUCGUCAGAGGAGCAUGGAGUGCAUCAAGAUCAGGGAGGAGAGUUCAGCUCCGUGAGGACAGAUAUGGCUGAAGGCCGAGUUCUGGAGGAACAAACUUCAGAGGAGACAGUAGACCCAGCUGGGCAGGAAGAGGAGAUUCCAACUCAUCUAAUAAGAAGGGGCAUGGCAGGGGAUUUGUGUGAUGACAGGCUUACCUCAACGCUGGAACGAUGUUCAAUUGUUGCAGCUGGACAGGUGAUACCAGAGGGAGUGAAAGAUGAACCUGUAGCAGAGGAAUACUCAGAUAGUGGCUGCAUAGGGAAAGAUUGCAGGGCAAAGGACCUGUGUGCAAUGCAGCCUCUCACGAUUGGCGAAGAUGCGGAUUUGGUAGAUAUCAGUAGACGCAAAGAUUUGGAGAGUAUGGAUCGAGUAUUCCUGCGAAAUCAGAUGAGGUCGGUGCUUAGUUCUGCGCUUCCUAUGAAAGAAGUGGCGAAACGGCUUAAAGAACUUCGAGAGACGCAGAUCGGAGCAGAAGUUCGAGAGACGCAGAUUGGAGCAGAAGAGGACGAGGGGCCUGAUUUAAGAACAACUGCAAUAGAUGGGGAAUCUCUCAGGUGUGCGGCUAGUAGUUCCGGAGAUGACAGGCUGGAAGAGCGAGAGCCUGGAGAAGUAGAACCUUGCAGCACAGAUUGCAUGAACAAGAAACAAAUGGGAGGAAUAAUGAAAUGUCCGGAUGAUCAGAGCACAGAGCGUUUGGGCAGGUGUAGCGGGGAUAUUAAAAGUGACGUCUGCCAAGAUCAGGGGACAGAGUUGAGGAUUUGUGAAGGGAAGGGGGACGGAAGUGCUGCUGGACGAGGAGAUCCGUCCUGCACGUCAUCCCCGAUUGUGAUAGAUUUGACACUUGAUGAUGACGAGGAUGAGGACGAGGAAGAGAAUGUCCCUGUUGUGGACGAAACUCAACAGGACGAGUGCUGGACAAGCAAUGAAAGCACUCAUCAAUCUGCUCUUCCUGGGUGCGAAGGUUGCUUAUCGACACAGGACAACGAUCAGGAUGCAUCGGGUGUGGCUUGUCUCACAACGGAGGAGAGGGAGGUGGGCAUAAGUGCCAUAUGGUCCUCGCAAAGGGAGGAAAGGCAGCAACUGAUGUGCCUUCAAGAAGACGUGCAGGGCAAGGGUGAGGGUUGUAUAAAUGUAGGAGUCAUGGACCAGGAGAAUGGGGUUCUGGCACAAGACAGGUUAUGGGUGCAAGAUGGGUUAGUAGCAGAAAGCAUGGGAAUGCUAUCGCAUAAGUCAAGUGACAGCAGCAUGGCUUCAAAGAGAAAAUGGUGUGAUGCCGCUACUAGUGGGCACUCUGCAGAUCAAGACCUCGACAGCUGUUCUAAACGGGGUUCAACGAGUGGUUGUCCACGUAGUGACAGCGAUGCUGACUGCGUGCUUGUGUUGAAAGACACACCGGCUGAAGCUGUCGUUAACCAUGCCAUUGUGAGCGAAGGGACUGAAUGCGGACGUUACUCAGACUCGGGGGGUAUCGGUGCGGUGGCGUUCAGUGUACCUAUCACAGAUCCAGUGGAGGAGGUUCUAAGCCCUCCUCCCCGCCCUCCUCCGCCGAAGAAGGCGGCACUUGUAGUCGAAACGGAGGGGGGCCAAUCACAACACGGGUUUUCACCAGAGCGAAUGUUUCACCAGCUUGGUCCAGUGGAGGAGGUUCUAAGCGCCCCCCCCUCAAAGAGGGCUGCGCUUGUAGUGGAAGCGGAGCGGGGGGAGUCACAACACGGCUUUUCACCCGAGGGAACAUUUUGCCAGCGUGGGUCGGCGCUCAUUCGGUGUGGAGAUUGUAGCAGUCCGAGAGCAGAAACUGGGAAUGGAACUGUUGUGCAGAGUGUGCGAGUGGACCUGCAGAGUGUGCGAGUGGACCUUAGACCGGUCCCAUCCCACAUCCAAACCAUAAAUGCAGACAGUACAUCAGUUCACUGUGAGAAUGCUGCGUCUAAUGGGCCCGGAGGGGAGCUUCCUAAAGGGUUUUCCUAUAACGACCUCCGGGAGUCGUGCACUGCCGUAAGAUCAGGAAAUGACAUGUGCUCGUAUAGCACCGAGAGCAUGGGGGAUGCAGCAGGCCUGAUCAGGAGUUGCCGUGUACGGUUGCAGGAGGAUGAUGGAAUCACAAACAGUGGAGAGGAUGUGGAUACAAAGAAUGGUGUGCUUGCUGAAGCACCAGGCUUGGUCUCUGCUAGAGCCCGGCCUUUGGGGUGCCGGAGCAUGCUGCGUAUGGCAAGAGGAAGGGGUGCAGUCCUUGUCCGAGCCAUGGAAUCCUGUUUGCCUGUUAUGGACAGAGAUAUGAGAAAUCAUUUGGAUGCACGAAGGGGAGUUGGAGACCUUGAAGAGAGAUCAACUAGCACAGGAAGUAACCGAGGACAGCUUAGGAGGCCUGAAGAAUCUUCGUGGCCUCUGGAAGCAUCCGGGUCAUUCACCCAAGAGGCUUCUCUUCAGGUACGAGGGCAGCCUCCAGAGGUGUCACUCAGAAGGAAUGUUCUGUUGGGCGAAGAUGCCAGUAGGCUGGGUGGAAUUCCUGAUCAAACCACGGCCAACGUUGAACUCCUGGAAAAUUUGACAAGUAGACUUUACACGAUCAAAUCAACCGCUGAAGACCGCUUCUGGCACACUAACUAACCGUUUGAACACAGCUUAUUGCGUUCUUAAUAUGGGCUCCCACCUGCAACAGGCUACAAUCGUUCGUACAAGUUUACUCUGACAGCCUUUCAUAGCCUGACUGGUGCGAUUCGUGGAAGUCCAAACUCGCAAAUUCACUUUGGUUGAACCAAUUCAGCCCAAUUUGGCGGGAAAUAAUGGGCAAGUUGAAGCAGUUCAGCCCGAUUGUGGUGGGAAAGAAUGGGCCAGUUGAAGCGGUUCAGUCCUGUUUUGGCGGGAAAGAAUGUGGCAGUUGAAGCGGUUCAGCCAGGUUUUGGUGGGAAAGAAUGUGGCAGUUGAAGCGGUUCAGCCCGGUUUUGGUGGGAAAGAAUGUGCCGUUUGAAGCCGUUCAGCCUGAUGUGGUAUGUUCAGGUUGAAGCAGUGCGGCCUGAUUUAGCGGGAAAGAAUGGGCAGGUUGAAGCGGUUCAGCCCGGUUUUGGCGGGAAAGAAUGUGCCAGUUGAAGCGGUUCAGCCCGGUUUUGGCGGGGAAGAAUGUGCCAGUUGAAGCAGUUCAGCCCGAUUUGGGGGGAAAGAAUGUGUGCUGUUUGAAGCUGUUCAGCCCGAUGUGGCUGAAAAGAAUGUGCAAGGUGGCAAUUACGAAUGUCCAAUAUUUUGCCAAAAAAAAUUGUCUUUCACAAAUGGUUGUGCAGCGGACAAUGUGGUGUUAGCGUCCUGUUGCCGUUGAAGAAUGAUGGGACGGAAGGAGGGGCGGUGGGGUGGGGGGUACAGAGAGAGAAGAGGUUCACAGAUUACUAGGCAAGGAAUAACCUGUAAAGUAACCACAGUCGUCUGAUCAGUUAACAAAAGAGGAGGUAGAGCAGGGCAGGGGAAGUUGGGGGGAAGGGGGGAAGGGGGGAAGGGGGCGGAGGGAGAGAGCGUUGGAGACCAAAUGGCAUCAGCCUGCCGGCGCUCGAGUGCUGAGACGUUUCCAUCAGCCCAACCCGGCAGUGACUACAGUCAGGUAUGUCUAGGAAAGUCGUACUGCGCGUACAAAAGUGUGCUGAAGGGGUUUCGGCCGUUCCUGGGAUCGGAAGGGGGCGGAGGGAGAGAGCGUCGGGGAGACCAAAUGGCAUCAGCCUGCCGGCUCUCGAGUGCUGAGACGUCUCCGUCGACCCGACCCGGCAGUAACUACAGUCAGGUAUGUCUAGGAAAGUCGUAGUGCGCGUACAAAAGUGUGCUCAAGUGGUUUCGGCCGUUCCUGGGAUCGGAAAAGAAUUGGCGGGUACCCUCUUGUUUGUGCUGGAACAGUGGUUGCUGUGGGCAAGCGAGACGAACCUUUGGUCGUGAUGGGUUCAUCAGGCAGAGGGAGAGGCUGAGCCAGGGAAAACGUUUGCAGGUGUGAAAUAAUCUUGACCAGAAUGGUGGACGAAGACGCCAAGCACGGCACGACCAUGGUUUGUAUGCACACAGCGUCUGAGACGCCAUAACCUUUAUGCCAUUUUUUUCGCAAUGAUGUUGAGCUUAUGGAAAUUGAAAGCUGUUCUUCACUUUUUCGUGUCGCCUGGAAGCGUUUGUUAACUUUGUUUAUAUUGUGGAGUAUUUGCUGGAUUUCCACACCACUGAUCAGUUUUGCUUUUAGCAAAACUUGGAAGUGUUAGUGGAGGGAGGGGGGGGGAUCUCGCCUAACCUCCUUGUGAAGUUAUAAACGAAGUGUACCCUGAUCAAUCGAUUUAAUGGACCAUACACAGCCUCAAUGCCCGAUAAAAAAAAUAGUCAAUGCUUGCAAGGGUCAUAAUCCGAACAUCGGUGUGUGUCUGUGUGUGUGUUUUAUGUGCUGCAUUCAUUCUUCAGCAGUCUAGCUUUGCACUGAAGCAUAGUUUCAUUCAGGAUAAAGGGAAUUGACAUGA
This is a messenger RNA of Chara braunii, 5766 nucleotides long. NCBI's taxonomy places the organism in Eukaryota, Viridiplantae, Streptophyta, Charophyceae, Charales, Characeae. The record is from the annotation of a GenBank genome assembly.